GUCCUGUAAAUUAGUGCUUCGUGCAAGCGAAAAAGACGAUCUGUCGUCUUGCAUGUAGAGAGUAGGGGGAAGGGUGGUGAGGAGGAGGAGGAGAAGAAGGAGAGAGAGAGAGAGAGAGAGAUAGAUAGAAAGUGAAACUCGCGAGGGAUACGCGUCUCGCGCGAGGUUUUAUCGUACGCGAGUGCGUUCGAUUACGCGAAAUAAAGGAAGCGAGAAAAAAAAUCUAAAAGUUGUAUCGACCAAAGGGCCGGUGAUGAAAGAGACGGCGGAUAAAAGUAGGGAUGAAAUGACUCGUCAAAAUGUGGGUUGAGAAAGUGAAAAAGGAAGGCUGAGAGAACGAAAAGACCGGUCGAUUGGUCGUUGUCGCGCGCGCGACAAGAAACAAAAGAGAGGAAGAAAGAGCUUUGUGACUCCGAAGCGGACGGCUGCCAAAGCCGUUGCCAAAGCCGUAUCCUCGCUCGCAGCGAAGAAUGGGUGAGUGCGCGAUGCACAAGGAGGAAUGUCGCGUAACGUCGGUCCUGGACUUUACGAAUUUCUUAUGGAGGCAGAAUUGCAACAGUAUUAUCCAGGUAUUCGGGGGGACCUAAAAGUUCAAACAACAGCGCAAUUAAAGUAUGUGACCGAAGAAGAUUUAAAUGCUAUAGGAAUGAGCAAGCCUGAAAUGAGACGCUUAAAGAAAUAUUUUCAAAAGCACUUUCCUCAAAAUUAUCUGUCAAAGUUUAAGAAGAUGUUAUUACCAAAGCGCGAGGAACAAACACCCAGUGCUCUUGGUAUGUUACCGGAGGAAAGACAAGAUAGGCCUCCUGUACGGGUUCCUAACAAGCACAUGAUCCCUGCCGAUGCGAUAAUAGUGAACAAGGAAUUAGGAACUGGGGAAUUUGGAGUUGUACAACAAGGUGUGUGGACCAACGACGGCGAAAGGAUACAAGUAGCGAUAAAGUGUUUGUCGCGAGAGAGAAUGCAGAAUAAUCCUAUAGAAUUUUUAAAAGAAGCUGCUAUUAUGCACUCCAUCGAUCACGAACACAUAGUAAGACUAUACGGAGUCGUUUUGGAUACAAAUUCGUUGAUGCUCGUAACAGAAUUAGCACCAUUGCGUUCUCUGUUAGAGUGUUUAAAGGAGCCAAGCUUAAGGGCCAGUUUUCCCGUUCUGUCGCUAUGCGAUUUUGCUGUUCAAAUAGCCGAUGGAAUGCAAUACUUGGAAGCGAAAAGAUUAAUACAUAGAGAUUUAGCUGCGAGGAAUAUUCUUGUCUUUUCUAAAAACAAAGUUAAGAUAUCAGAUUUUGGAUUGUCCCGGGCGCUUGGCGUUGGUAAAGAUUAUUAUCAAACAAAUUUCAAUGUAAAUUUAAAAUUACCGAUCGCAUGGUGCGCUCCUGAAUGCAUAUCUUAUUUGAAGUUUACAUCUGCCAGCGAUGUAUGGGCUUACGGCGUAACCCUUUGGGAAAUGUUCAGUUAUGGAUUUCAGCCGUGGGCAGCGCUGACGGGCCAUCAAAUUUUAGAAGCCAUCGACGAACCAAACUUUCAAAGGCUUGAACAACCAGAAUGCUGCCCGAAAGAUUAUUUCUCAUUGAUGCAACAAUGCUGGCAGCACGAGCCGUCUAAAAGGCCGAAAUUUUCCGAAUUAAUUAAUUUAUUGCCGGACUUAAAGCCAGAACAAGUACAAGCAGUACAGGACAGUACAGAAGCGGGACAAUUGGUCUACAGACAAGGUGAUAUAAUAACGGUAUUGGACAAAGGUAGUAGCAAUACCAUGUGGAAGGGCGUCCUAAAUAACGGGAAAACAGGAAUCUUUAAUCCUGCUCACACGAUAGCAUAUCUUGGAUCGAAUUUACCGAGCAACAAGCCAGGAGAAUUUACGAGAGGCGACGGGAAAAACGCAUUUUCCUCUCAACGGAGGAAAAUUCGUACGGAUAUGAUAUCCUCCCCUCAAGGCGAUUUGAAACACACCGGUCACGUUGGCCUGGAUGGAGCAUAUUUUGGUGAUAUCAGUUUUCUCGGUGGCAAGUACCCACAUUUACCGCGUCAAGUGGUAACCCCCUAUAAGCCGCAGGAAGAUGUAACGGAUAAUUCUAGUCAAAUUUUAAAUCAGGAUGUAAGAAGUUUAGAGAUAGACAGAGAAACUUUGAGGGAUAGCAGGGCUUUGCAACAAGAGCAGCAAAGUAAACAUGACAGUUUAUGGUCCGACGUUAAUUCCGAGAUGUGCCAAUUGGGAAGCAUUUCUAAUGCGGGCAAGCAAGCUGCUGUAGUAUCGUCAAAUCCGAUCGGUAAUAUCGAGAGUCUCGGUGCCGAUCACGAAUAUCAUGAGAUCAGUGACGAGGAGAAUCAAGACAGCCCAUUGAGAUUUGACAAAACGUUAAACUUUGACUUUGGCCCGAGUCUUUUGGCUGAGAUGGAUCAAAUGUUUAGGUCUCUUGGUUCUUCCGCUCCUCCGCCACCACCUGGACACCCAUUGACUACCGCCGAACAUGAAUCGAGCAAUGCAAGAAACGAACUUCGGGAAAUACAGGCGAAACAAUGCAGCAAGAAGAAACAAGCGACCGUGAGUCCCAUAAAUGUGAAGCCUAUCUCUGCAGCCGAUCAGAAAACACUCUACUCGGCCAUUGCUAUGGCACAGGAAUUGACAGCACGUUCCAUGACAGAUCUUGAACAUCCACCGGAGUCUCCUCGAACACCCGCCAGUCCUUCAAGGCGCAGAAAAUUCUCUUUUAAGUUGCCACAUCAACACAGUCCCAAACCAGACAGACGACACUUUUCAGAAGAAGCAGCCAGAAUACCUGACAUGCAGUGGCUAUGUUCGAGUCUACAAUCGCUAUCUUCCACGGUAUCUAGUAUAGAAUCUCUUGGCGCGCCAUCGACCUUAAAAUUGCCUUUGUGGGAUAAAGCUUCAGCGGAGUUUUGCUUUGCAAAGUCCCGCGAACUUCUAACGAAACCAAGUGCCUGGACCUCUUAUAUGGAUAUAGAAUUCGACGCGCAUAUAUUGGACAAUGCAGCGACCAAGCAGAAUCUCGUAAAGUCGAGCGAAUUCCUCGAACAUGGAAACAGGAAGAGUGGGUACAAUUGCGAAAAUGCGAUCGACAUAAAUCCAAAUCAUAAUCUUAAGCAACACAACGGAACGGUGUCCUUCAAAAUGGAUAAUCCUAAUCUUGAUUAUCCAAGGGAAUCCAAACGUAUAUCGACCAGUUACGUCGAUCGCUAUUUCGAGCAACCGAAAUAUUUUGACGAGGACAGCAGCGGUUUGAGCUGUUCCGUCGAUAAAGCUUUGCGUUUUACCGAGGAGAAAUCUGAAAAAUUUGAUAAAAUGAAUAACUUGGAGCACUCCGUUAGAUCCUCGUAUGUGAGCAAUAUCCAAGAGCAAAGCUCCUUGAUUGGCAGUAGUAGGACCGGUCAACACCUCUAUCAAAACAAAAUUGAUAAUUGCGAGCAAACGUUGCAAGAUAAAAAAACGAGCUCGACGAAUUUCGAGAUGGCCCGCGAAGAAACGCCAAAUUACGAUUUGUUGAAGGAGAAAACGGCGAAUCUCGAUACCACCUCUCGCAGCAAAUCAAUUAAAUACGAGUCCCAGAGAGAGAAGAUAAGUAAUGUCGAUGUCGGAACAAGACCGAAAUUGUCGAGCUCCUUCAGUGAUUCCUCCAAAAUAAAUAUAACGGAAUUUACGAAGAAGAUCGACAUAGCGAAAGCAAGAGCGUCGAAGGUCGCUUUUGUACCUAGAUCGAAUCAUCCCGGUCAAGAAACUAAGAGCAUCGUCUAUGGUUCGUCCGAUAGCAUAAAAACGAAUUUACAAACUGGUACGUCCGAUAAUAGUACGACGAGAGGUAACGUUGAAGCGGUAAGAAUAAAUAUUCAAAGCUUUCGUAAGAUCGAACAGAAUCAAAAUGGUUUCGAUGCCUUCCCUUUCGUAAUAUCGAACAAUCCCUUGUUCAUUGCCGAAUCGGAUAAAAAGGAAUCACCGAUAUACAGCAGUUCGGAAAGCUUGCGAGUGAAUUUUCAACGUCUUAGGCGAAAGUCCGACGCCGAAGCCAACAGUCAAGUCGAAUUAAGUAGCAAGAUAUUGGCGGAAAAGUAUCAACGGGAGGUGUCCGGCUUAGAGAGCGUUAAAAGUUAUUUGGACUCGAAGAAGGGCCAAGGUUUGGGCCUAGGACUGGGUAAACUGACGCAAAAUAUGAUGCAGCUCGGAAAGAAUUCUAUGUCGAAUAAAGCGAUUUUACCGAAUAUAAGAAAGUUAGACUUGCCGAGUCAGUCUCAAGUAAAUUUUCGUAAUUUGAACGUUCCGCUUCAGAAACCGAAGCAUCUGGACUUGAACAUACCCUUGCAGAGCCAACAACAACAACAACAACAAUCGAGCUCCGUUAAGUUGAAUAUAACGCAAAAAGCGAAUCCGCCUACAAGCCCUAGCAUACACCAGCAUAUAUUGGAACCACCGAAAUUAUAUCAAAACGAGACAACAAGAAAGAAGGAGUUGCCGAAGUCCGAACAGUUGCUUCUAGAUAAACAACCGAUUAGCAAUACGACGAACGUAUAUCGGCACAGAACGUCGUCUCUGUCGGAGAAUCGAAAGCCACCGUUAAAGAACGUACGCAGGUCGUUCCAUCCGAGGAACGAUUCCAGCGAGGACUCGGACUCGGUUUCUCAUUCGGAGACGGACAUAAGAAGUCGAUUGCGUUACAAACGCCGUAGCAAAAAGGUCCCUCACAGUUUGAGGCUGAACUUUAAGAACAAGGGCCAAUUUCUCCAUCCAGAUUCGGCUAGAGGAUUUUCCUCGGUGGAACUCUGUGGAAAGUCACCGCCACCCUCUACGAGCUUCCUAAAUUCCCUCUCUCCGCCCUUCUCUUCUAGAAACAACUUACUCUCCUGGCCUGAAAGCGCCCCGAGCUCUAGCUUGACCUUCACGAGUAACUCCGAUCUGGACUCGGACACGAGUUCGGAGUAUCCGGAAUUUACCAACGACAUAUUGACCUUUCCUCCCUCUCCGGCUCCUUAAA
Messenger RNA from Vespa crabro (European hornet), 4976 nucleotides. RefSeq lists its product as uncharacterized. Lineage: Eukaryota; Metazoa; Arthropoda; Insecta; Hymenoptera; Vespidae. The record is from RefSeq and is a predicted model, not a curated record. Gene Ontology annotation, biological process: protein phosphorylation. The transcript is spliced from 7 exons. Gene Ontology annotation, molecular function: ATP binding; protein tyrosine kinase activity; protein binding. The coding region runs from base 500 to 4975 and encodes 1491 amino acids.